AUGUCUUCCAACGUGGUGGUUAUCUCGACCGAUUUCCGGCGAGCUACCGUCAAGGUCUCGCCCGGAACCUACCUCAUCGAUGUACUUGAUGAAGCCUGCAGGAAGCUUAACCUGCAAAGCGAUAAAUAUUUACUAAAACACAACAACAAGCAGCUUGACUUAUCAAACCAACUUCGGGCUUACAACCUCUCCCAUGGCGCCAAACUCGAGCUUGUAGUCCGAUCAAACACCACUUCCGUAGUCAGUGUCGCCCUCAAACUGCCCGAUUCUGAAGCCGCCGGGAUCCCCAAUGGCCGCUUGAUCGAGAAGUUCCGCAGCGACACAACAUUAUGGAAAAUGCUCAGGCACUUCGAGAGUGGCGGCUCCACCUCAGGUGCUGCCCCGACCGGAAGGAAAUUCAACUUCACCGCUAGGGGAGUGCCACAGACUGCAGGAGGAAGCCAAGCAGGGGCCGGACAGCUGUACCACGAGAGCCCAGUGUUGAAUGUGAUGGGAAGGGAGUUGUCUUCGCUGGCGGACUUGCAAAAGACACUGGCGCAGAUCGGCAUCAUGGGAAAUGUCCUGAUUACACUCUCUUUCAGGCUUUCGGGGAUGACGCUGCACGAGGCCAUGCAGCAGAUUGAACAGUUCUUCACAGAGGAUUCAGAAGCGCCUACGGCAGCAGCAUCAGAGAAACCCAAGUCUGAAGAACCAGCAGCAGCAACACAGUCAUCCGCGCAAGAGAAGACGCCACAACCAUCGAUAUCCGCGACGUCGGCAACAGAACCUCAGGAUUUAAGCACCAACAACAGUCAGAGCACGAGCCAGUCAAACGAUCCAACAUCGGCAGGGCAAGGGACCAGUCAGCCCGAGGGGGCGCAAUCAUCAUCAUCUCAUGGCCGGGGUAUGCGGGUUUUCGCAGCCCCAUCGGCAUCUACGCCAGCGGCCGCGCUUACAAAAGACCCGGAGUCGGCCUUUCAACCCACCAUCAUGCAUGCGCAACUCCAUCAACAGCGCUUGCAGCAAAAUUCGGUCAACAAACGUCUGCCUUCGGACCGAGAAAUCGAGGCUAAACAACAGGCCGAGGCGGCCAAGCUGGCAUCAAUCAAGGAGGUCAGCAUCAAGGUUCGUUUCCCAGACAACACAUCAGCACAGUGGACUUUUGGCCCCGAGGACACUGCUGGAUCACUCUAUUCCGAAGUCAGAAACGUCAUGGCAGAUCCAACACAGCCUUUCAAACUGGUCAGCCCUGCUGCGAAGGGUCCUGUGGGUACUGGUGACUUGGUUGACGACAGCAGCGAGAAGCACAACUUGAUCCGAGCAUAUCGUCUCGAGGGCCGGGUAGUUGCGACGGUGGUAUGGGCCGAUUCGGUACCGCCCAGCGUACGGAGGGCACCUUUCCUGAAAGGAUCCGUGGCUCAGCAGGCUCAACAAAUACAGAUACCCGUCAUACCAGUUUCAACUCCAGAUACGGAGGAUGUACCGAUGCCAACACCCGCCGAAAGGUCUGAAAAGAAGGGAGACGGCAGCGGUGUGAAGCUACCAAAGUGGCUGAAAUUGCCUGGAAAGAAAUGA
Messenger RNA from Pyricularia pennisetigena, 1554 nucleotides. RefSeq lists its product as uncharacterized. The record is from RefSeq and is a predicted model, not a curated record. The transcript has 2 exons. The coding region runs from base 1 to 1554 and encodes 517 amino acids. NCBI's taxonomy places the organism in Eukaryota, Fungi, Ascomycota, Sordariomycetes, Magnaporthales, Pyriculariaceae.